Molecule: messenger RNA, 1363 nt
Organism: Chelonus insularis
Lineage: Eukaryota; Metazoa; Arthropoda; Insecta; Hymenoptera; Braconidae
Gene: gsb-n
Product: gooseberry-neuro
Exons: 6
Coding region: 1-1341 (446 amino acids)
Biological process (GO): anatomical structure development; regulation of transcription by RNA polymerase II
Molecular function (GO): RNA polymerase II cis-regulatory region sequence-specific DNA binding; DNA-binding transcription factor activity, RNA polymerase II-specific
Source: RefSeq, a predicted model, not a curated record
AUGGAUAUUACUGGAAGUAUGAGACCACUUUUUGGAGGAUAUCCUUUUCAAGGCCAAGGACGUAUGAAUCAGUUGGGUGGUGUAUUUAUCAAUGGACGACCACUGCCAAAUCACAUAAGAUUAAAAAUAGUAGAAAUGGCAGCUACAGGAAUAAGACCUUGUGUCAUCUCAAGACAAUUAAGAGUGUCCCAUGGCUGCGUGUCGAAAAUACUCAACAGGUAUCAAGAGACUGGAUCCAUUAGACCAGGAGUCAUCGGAGGAAGCAAACCGAGGGUUGCCACUCCCGAAGUCGAGGGAAGAAUCGAAGAACUCAAGAGAGAACAUCCUGGUAUUUUUUCUUGGGAAAUUCGGGACAAACUAAUCAAGGAAGGCUUCUCGGAUCCACCAAGUGUCAGCUCCAUUAGUCGACUUUUGCGUGGAGGAAGCAGACCUGGAGAUGACUCCAAGAAGGAUUACACUAUCGAUGGCAUCCUGGGUGGUGGUCGUUGUGAUGACUCAGACACAGAAAGUGAGCCAGGUAUCCCAUUGAAAAGAAAGCAACGUCGUAGCAGAACAACAUUUACUUCUGCACAAUUGGAACAAUUAGAAGCAGCAUUUCAACGAGCUCAAUAUCCUGAUGUUUAUGCUAGAGAAGAGCUUGCUCAGAGAACUGGAUUAACAGAAGCAAGGAUCCAGGUUUGGUUUAGCAACCGCAGAGCUCGGCUUCGUAAACACGCAGGAAGCAUCGCCCACUCAGUUCCUAAUCUGCCGCUGACACCUUGCCAAUAUACUCCGUCCCACGAACUCGGCCAAUUACCACAAAUGUCUUCAGGAAUAUCUCAAGUUUCUCCUGGGCUUCAUCCACCACCAAGUGUAUCUACGCCUCUACAUCAAGCACAUACAACUGUUCAUCAGGCAGUUAGUUCACUUGGUCAAAUGCCUAGUACUAUGGCUCAAGUACCAACAACCACUAUGAGUACUAGUGUAUCACUUCAAGGGCAUUCCGUUGCUAUUCCAGGAUCACUCACUAGUCUUUCAGGGCCUAAUAAUACUAUGCAAAUUGGCCAAGUGCCUACUAUUCAACCUCCUACGGCACACGCAGCUCCAACAUCUCUCUCGCAUAAUACUGGUAACUCAGACUGGUCAAGAACGCAAUUAGGGUGGGGGCAAUUCAACCACUUUCAAAGUAGUGAUUACUCGGCCAGUCAUUCCAAUCAUCAUGGACCCAGUCAUGCGAGUCUGGGAAGUCAAGUACCAGGAGCUACUAAUCCUACAGUCACUGAAUGGGGCUAUGACCAAAGUUAUGAUUAUAGUCAACAUGCACAGCUUAAUUACCAUCGCAGUGUUGGUGGAAUAUUUUAGUAUUUUUUUGCAAUUAAUCUUU